AUGGUUCUGAAAUGGAUUCUCGUAAAGAUAUUGGCAUUGCGCCAAGUGAUCAGCGAAUUAUUCAGAUUCAAGGAAUCACUGAUGAUUUGGCUUUUUAUGAUGGACGAACUCGAUUUUAUAUUUGAGAAGCAUGUAUUUUUGUUGACCAGGAUUGUUACAACCUUCAAAAUCGAGCAUUUGGACAAAGAUGACAAUAUGAUGGAAUGA
Messenger RNA from Caenorhabditis angaria, 207 nucleotides. The record is from the annotation of a GenBank genome assembly. Lineage: Eukaryota; Metazoa; Nematoda; Chromadorea; Rhabditida; Rhabditidae.